Molecule: messenger RNA, 3972 nt
Organism: Stylophora pistillata
Lineage: Eukaryota; Metazoa; Cnidaria; Anthozoa; Scleractinia; Pocilloporidae
Product: E3 SUMO-protein ligase RanBP2
Biological process (GO): intracellular transport
Cellular component (GO): cytoplasm; nuclear pore
Molecular function (GO): GTPase activator activity
Source: RefSeq, a predicted model, not a curated record
UAUUAGAGGUAGUAUGGUGUUAUUCGUUUGGUGAAAACAAUCCUCUGAUUUUCAAACAGCCAAGAAAGCAUUACUGAUCAAGAAUAUUUCGGUAUGUUAAGCUUACAUUUACGAAUGUAAUCGUUUUCGAUAUGGUUAUCCUCAAUGAGCGAUCUUAACAAAUUUUAGUUUAAUAAUUUGCAUCUUUCGCAACUUGACUUCCGGGAUUUCUCAGGAACUGAAAUAAGCCUUCUGUUAAAAUAUCGCUUUGUGAAAAUCAGAGGAUCUUUUUCCUCCUUCUGUCUUUAUUUUAAUUGAAGUGAUGUUUAUUUGGGCUCAGUUUGCGCAUAACUGUCAACUGGUGUUACGGAAAUUUUCCUACUUCAUAAAAUUGUUACCUUAGGCAUCAUAACAGACCUUUAAUUGAGUGGCUAUUUGGCUCUGUAGCUACUCUUUGCAAGGUAAUAUGUCUCUUUCCCGAAGCAUUUUCACUGAUUCGGAAAGGCUGGUAACAUUCUUGAUGGGGCAUAAAGAAAAUGCUGUUGCAGGAUGCUUCGUUUUGUCUUGUUUCUCAAGUUCAAGGGUUUCCAUUUUCAUUUUCUGUCGAGAUCUAUAUUUGUAAACCUGACGCUGAAUGAUUGCGUAAAUCAAGUUUUCAAAGCCACAAAAUGGAUGGGGACAAAGUUAUCUCUGAGAGAGAAAGGGCACUUCUAGAAAGGAUUGCUCGGUUGGAGAAGAAACUGGAAGGAUGUCAGUCCCAGAUAGAUAUUAUUGAUGAUCAACGUCAGCAACUGGAAGAAAGGGCAAUCAAAAUGGAGUCUGCGUUGCUAACAACAACCAAAGAACUUUCAAAUGCGAGAAAACAACUGAGGGAGAAAGACAUGUCAAGUAGUCAUCUUGCAGAGAAACUUGAGUCCAUGACACAGCAGAUAGAGGAGUACAAGAGCCUUCUUUUCGAAGAAAGGGAAAAAACUAAACACAGUAUGGAAAGAUUGGAAACGGUCCUGUCCAGAGUCGAGGCUGAGAUGACUUCGCGGAAAGAGUUUCAAGGCUUCCUAAACGAGAUGCUUGUUGCUGUUAAGGAGGAGUUACACACUCCGCUACAGAUUGUCUUCAACAAACUGACGAGAUUAGAAAAUACACUUCACGAGUCGCCCCAAGAAAUGACCCAUUAUAGGUGUCAAGCUGGGCCCAGUUUUAAAAAGGUUCCAUAUUCGCCGGAUCCAGGAUGCAGGGUCCUUCAAUCAGAAGCAGCAAACACUGCUCAGGACGUAAUGAAGGAGCCUUCUCAAGCUUCAUCCAAUUUCCAAUCACCCGGUGGCUCGGCACUGGCUAGCUCGAAACUUUUCACCAUUGGACGCGCAGAUCCAAAUGAAGAAAAAGAAGAUGAAAUUAACUUGUCUCCAAGCAAGAGAUCUCCCAGUAAGCAAGGAAAUACCUUCCUGCAAAAGCCUGAUUCCUCUACAUCAUACACUGAAGAUGUUCAUUUUGAGCCACUCAUACCCCUCCCUGAACGAGUUGAAGUACAGACUGGAGAGGAAGAUGAAGAGGUCAUGUUCAGUAGCAGAGCCAAGCUGUAUCGCUAUGACAAAGAUUUUGGAUCUGGAGCCUCAUCCUCCGGCGGGAGCUUUACGUAUGGCUUCGGUGUAUCAAGUCAAGAGGGUGAUACGAAACCAGUUUUCACUUUUGGUAGUUCGAACCAAACAUCGAGUCCAAGCUCGGGAUUUUCAGUCACCUUUGGUUCCUCAAAGCAAGGAGAGCCUGGGAGUGAGCAGCAUACAGAGGACUCCAAUAACAGUCUCUCCUUAUCAAAUGAACAAAGGCCUGAUGAAGAAGCUGAUGACUCCAAAGAUGACCACAAACACCAAGAAAUUUCGAAAAACCAAACAUCAGCCAACCUGACCAAAGAAGAGGGAAAAAAUGAAGAUGCCGGGAAAGACAUCAUGACGAAGUUUAAACCUGCCGAAGGAUCCUGGGAGUGUGAGAUCUGUAUGGUGAACAACAACAGUGAUAAGGUCGAAUGUGCAGCUUGUGGAAGUGUAAAGCCAGGAGCAGAAGUCAUUAAAGAACAAAGGCAAUAUUCAAAAUCACUUUUUCCAUUUGGGUUUGGCGCCUCGUCAUCUGGGGGAGUCUUCUCAUUCGGCUCUAGUGGAAGCGCUCAAGGCGAUCCAAAACCAGUUUUCACUUUUGGCAGCCAGAACCAGACUUCCAUUCCAAGCUCUGAAGUUCCAUUUAGGUUUGGCGCCUUAGGUCAAGGAGGAAAGUUGGGUGAACUGCAAACCAACAAAGAUCCUAAAGCUAGUUCCUUGAUUGACUCAGCAAGCAAUAAAGGAACUGAUGAGAACAAAGAUGAUCUAAAGCAGAUUAUUAAAGAAGGGGUAGAUGUCAAAGAAGAAGCUCGAGUGGAUAAAAGCAGCACAGAAGAGAAUACAUCGAGCCUAGAAAGUGACAAGGACUCUGCCCUUGCCCUGCAAGACACAAAAGAAACUUUGCCAAACGAGGAGCUAAAGUUUCUGUUUGGUUCUCCCAACGUAUCCUCAUUGUCAUUCCAGUCAAUAGCCAAUUCGUCUCUGACUAACAGUCCGUUUGGGCAGAAACCAAAAUCCGGUAAUUCUGCUUCUGGGUUUUCGGGAUCAGGCACCAAACUAUUCACAUCCCCAUCUUCGGCAGACCGUUAUGAGUCGACAACGGAAGAGGACCACGAGGGUCCACACUUUGAGCCGAUAAUCCCUCUACCUGAAAAGAUCGAUGUUAAGACAGGGGAAGAGGAUGAAGAAGUGAUGUUCUCACACAGGGCAAAGCUAUAUCGUUUUGUGGCAGAGGACAAACAGUGGAAAGAGCGAGGAGUUGGGGAUAUAAAACUUUUGAAAAAUAGGCAGAGUGGAAAGCUAAGAGUUCUGAUGCGGCGGGAUAAAGUGCUGAAAGUUUGCGCCAAUCAUCAGAUAACCACCGAAAUGAAACUACAGCCUAAUGCAGGUUCAAAUAGAUCGUGGGUGUGGAGCACAAUGGCAGACUUUUCAGAGGGGGAAUGUAGAGCUGAGCAACUUGCCGUGAGAUUUAAAUCAGAAGAGACAGCCAAGCAGUUCAAGGAGAAGUUUGAGGAAUGUCAGAAAAUGCUCAAGAACCCAACAGCAGUGAAACUACAAGUAAAACCUAAAAGCAUAGAUUGGAAGGAAGAUCCUAUGUCCAAGUUUAAACCUGCUGAAGGAUCGUGGGAAUGUACUGUCUGUAUGGUGAUCAACGACAGUGAUAAAGUAGAGUGUAUUGCUUGUGGAAGUAUUAAACCAGGAGCAGAACCAAGUCAAGGCCAAAAGAAGGAGGUCAAACCGUCGUUUUUAUUUGGAUCUGGAGCCUCAUCCUCCGGCGAGGACUUAACGUCUGGCUUCGGUGUAUCAGUUCAAGAGGGCGAUAAUAAACCAGUAUACACUUUUGGUAGUUCGAAUCAAACACCGAGUCCAAGCACAGGAUUUUCAUUCACCUUUUGUUCCUCUAAUCAAAGGCGAAAUUUGAGCGAAUAUCACACCAACAAAAACUCUUAAGCUGAUUCGUUACUUGAGUCGGCACGUGAUGGAAGGAGCUGAUGAUACCAGAGAUGAUCAGACCCAGACUGUCGGUUCCAAUAGGCAAACUCCCGAUCCAAGCCAGAAGUCAAAAGGAUACUUAAAUUCAGAUCUGGAGCUACUGGAGGCUCUUGUGGAACAAGUGUAGGUGACAAAGAAGUUUCCACUUUUUGCAACUCUAAGUAGUACUUUCCAAAAGGUCUGGAAAGGAGCAGACUGACAGCAAUUUUUAUAAAAAUAACGACACAUUUGAAACUAAAUUUAUAAGACAUGUUUCGGUCGUUCAACGACCAUCUUCAGUUGAGAGUAGAACUGAUUUGAAGUUACAUUUGAGUUUAUAAUGUACAGUAAAAACCCGGAAGUCAGAACCUAAAAAUUAAGAACCUGUUGGCCUAAAAUUUGCCAUUUACACCCCCUAUAAACAAGAACCUAU